Panicum virgatum (switchgrass) is the source of this 1906-nucleotide messenger RNA. RefSeq lists its product as uncharacterized. NCBI's taxonomy places the organism in Eukaryota, Viridiplantae, Streptophyta, Magnoliopsida, Poales, Poaceae. The transcript is spliced from 3 exons. The record is from RefSeq and is a predicted model, not a curated record. The coding region runs from base 1224 to 1703 and encodes 159 amino acids.
ACAUGAGAAGAGAGCUUCUGAUGGUAUUUGCAAGAUACUGAAGAGUGCUGAAGAAAAUGCUAUAUCCUGCGUCAGGCUGUUCUGUUGUUUGUGCAAGUACUUGUGGAUGUAUUGAGGCCAACGUAAUUAUAGAAAGAGAAGCUUGUCAAUGUAAUCUGGGAGAAGGUCGAGCUUAAAGAACUUCAGCAUCAAUACUGAAGCCAAGAACCAGAAUCAGUGCGUCCAGUGGAACUUGUGAGCUCAUUCUGGCAACCUAUCAUGAGCAGGUCCGACUCUGGAUCUUAUCUGGCUGAGAGUUCUCCUGAUGCAUCAUGUCUUAUGUUAUGCUGAUAAAGUAUGAGUUGAACCCAGUGGUAAACCGGGGAUAUGCGAUCACCUCAGCUCAAAUGAAGAUGGCGGAGCUGGACGCUAUCAAGAAGAUAAUAGUAACAUGGAGAGUACGAUGGAUGUGCAGAGAGCAGCAUUCUGAAAGUGAAACUUGGGAAGAUGUUGAUGGACUUGCAAGCCGCCGGUGCAUCUCGGAAACUAGAAGCGUUUGGCCGUCAGUUCCCACCCAUUUCGUUGUUCAAAUCCAGAGAGCUAGAGUACCCACAUGUUCCUGACUCAGCGCAGCAGCAUCUGCUCUGCUCUCCUCCCACGGAGGAAUCUAGGUUUUUUGCAAGGUCGACGGACUGCUCGUUCAUCCUUCAUCUGGAGUCAGGACAGCUAGAAUCACAUUGGGCAGCCGGCACUAUACUAAUCCGCAUCAUCACAAUAUGGAGAAGGUGAGAUCACAGAAAAAGAUGCUCGCGUGUGGUGUGUCAUGGUUGUCACUCAGACAGUGAUGUCAAUUGCCAAGCAGAGUGGAGCAAUAUAUAAAUCUAUAAAAAUGGCAAGAUUGUUCAAUGGUUGCUCACAUAGAUGAAGAGAUUAGAAGCCAAGUGCAGCAAUUUGACACCUCAUAUGCCAUCUAAGCUGGAAACAAGCUCUCUUUUGUUUUUUCCCUCUCUGAAACCAAAGUUUUCUACCAUUUUGUAAUGUUUGCUUAACAAUUCUUAAUCUCUAACCGACAACGGCAUACAACGAAGGGAAGGGGGAAAACAAAAUGAAAAAUGUAAUGUCUAAGUACUAGGCCGCUCGGCACCGACUUGGAGCCCAGGCCCAGAAAACAAACGCAUCUGCUCCAACGGUCGCCAGGUCCAACCCCACAACUGAGCGCGAAGAAAGAUGGAGCAAGAAGAAAGAUGGAGCAAGAAGCCAAGAACCCCCAUACUCCGGUCGGCUGCCCUUCCGUCUACCGAUCAAGAUCAAGAGCAAUCAGGAGCCGCAGCGCCUUCCGUCGGGCGCUUAUUAUUGCCUGCCGACGAAGAGUUAUUGCCUGCCGACGAAGAGGAGGAUCGUUCACCUUGCUCCUCACGCCGACGCCGCGACCCCCUUACCCCACCCACCACGAAGAAGAAUUCACGGUGGCGGGCGGGCGCCGUUGUCGUGGAUCAGCGAGGAAAGGCUCGCCCCCACCAAGAAUACUUGAGGCGGCGGGCGGACUCCAUUGCCAUCCCGAAGAAUCAAGGAAGGAAAGCUUGUCUCAUCUACGGCCAACGGCGAUGGCCAAGAAGAAGAAACUGAUUGGCGCAAAGGACGCUUCUAUCCGUGCUAUGCCCAGGAAUACUGUGUCCCUCAUCUCGGACGGAAUGCCUGAGCAGUAUCUACGAACGAAACUAUGAGCGAUGCAUGAGCUACCUCAGGUAUUAGAUGCUCUGCAACACUGCCUACCCUAGGAUUUUGAGGUCCCUCUGGCGAACUCAUCGUGACUCCUACGAGAGUCCAGACCUUAUAUAAAUCUUAUAAUAUAUUUAUGCUAUUUACUUGUAAAGCAAAAACAAAUAUAUUGAUAUCUUUUUAAUUUAAUGAUGAGAACUGAGGUGUU